AUGGAGAUGCCAAUAUUGGCACACCACUACGAAAUAAAUCCCCUCCAAAACAAACUCACAGAGCUUGGCCACUAUGAGUCUGCUGUGCUCGUGACUUGCUGCGGCGUCCAAGUCGUUCCUGGUACGGUAAGAGCAAUGUCUGCGCCAGGCACCAAAGGCGAAGCGGACAGGAAUUUGGUGUCGCAUGAUCCUGCAAGAGGUGCAAAUGACACACUUCAGUGGUGGCCUUCUGGAAAGCUCAAGGCGUCAGCCCCCAAGACAUGGAGUCUUAUUAAGACAAAGUGA
Messenger RNA from Sporothrix schenckii 1099-18, 285 nucleotides. RefSeq lists its product as uncharacterized. The transcript has a single exon. The record is from RefSeq and is a predicted model, not a curated record. The coding region runs from base 1 to 285 and encodes 94 amino acids. Lineage: Eukaryota; Fungi; Ascomycota; Sordariomycetes; Ophiostomatales; Ophiostomataceae.